This is a messenger RNA of Xenopus laevis (African clawed frog), 1696 nucleotides long. RefSeq names its product cyclic AMP-dependent transcription factor ATF-5-like. The transcript has 3 exons. The record is from RefSeq and is a predicted model, not a curated record. Bases 662 to 1588 code for a protein of 308 amino acids. NCBI's taxonomy places the organism in Eukaryota, Metazoa, Chordata, Amphibia, Anura, Pipidae.
AGGUGAAAUCAUGUGCUUAUUGGUACUGAGCCGUCAAACCUCUCACAGACUAGCCAAUCAAAGCGUGACUCGGGCAACCAAUCACAAGGCUACGCUCGUGGCACUUUUGACAGGGUCUGUUAUUUUACGGCGCUCGCACCACCUCCCGCUUGGCUGAUGCAAAUUUGUGCAAUCUUAGCUCAACCACCUCUGUCUCCUUCCGACAACAUAGUGCCGUGGUACCAUAUUCCCCUGGAAGUGCCGAUAAUAUUUCAGCAACCAAAAGUGGCGUUUUAAUCUCACUAGCAGACCGUGGCUCCUUUGGAGGCACACAAGGCACGUUUUUGUUGCGGUGGAUCAGCGCGAGCGCCGCGGAGUGAUAUAGAGCGAGGCAAAGUACGGAUGAGGUGUAGAUGCCCAUCCUCUGUCCUGUACCAGUCAUACCUCUCUCACACGCCUUCUAGUUACUGUCACGGGAUUGUGCCUUCUCCUAUGUGUCACCAUGGCUUUAUAACCGUGCAUACAAACAGAGCAAGUGUAAACCAGCCCUUGUGCUGCACCGACACAACCACUGCAAACAUGUUGCCUUUUAGCUCCCUCUCUGCGCCUUCCGCUGCUAUUUCCAGCAGGAAUCGUGCUUCCAAUCUUCUCUCUGGUGUGGAAAUAGAAGCUUCUGGUAGAAAUGUCUCUUCUGACAGCCAUGAACUACGACCUGGAGAUGUCUAUGUUGCCAGUUAGCACAUUGCACUGGCGGGCGGAUCUCCUGAAGAUCCCUGCUCAUGGAAAUCCCUAUGAACAUCAUCUCUCCUUCCCCAUGGGUGACGGGGUGAACGUGCACGGGGCUGAAGCUGGAUGCCUGGCAGGUGAUGGAUUCACAGACUGGAUGACUGAAAGAGUUGAUUUCUCCUGUUACCAUCCCACGUCAGUGGAUCCAUCUUUGCCAGGUCCUUCAGCCCCUGAUUUGGAGAUCAUGGCUUCUCUCCUUAAAAAGGAGUUGGAGCAGAUGGAAGAUUACUUCCUGGAGGAGACCCUGUCUCCGACACAACCAAUGCCUCCUGAUCAAGUGGCCCCUUGCACCCCUCCAUCAUCACAUCAAGUGCAUUUCCUCUUCCCCACGCCAGACCAUCAGCUUGGUGGAAGUGAAGUAGAGUUUCAGGCAUAUGUUGAAGAAACACCACCACCUGCUCCAGCCUGCAUGGAAACCCUGGAUUCUGGGUGCCUGGAGCUCCUGAAUCUCUACUCUGAUGUUCCUAGUGAUUUCCCCAGAGACCAACUGCAGGAUCUGUCCCCCACUGACCCGCCAGAAUUCUCAGAACGACUGAUCAGGCCUACACCAUAUGACCGUCCAACCUCCAGCUGCAGUGCUCUGCCCCAUCAAAAACGAGACCGCAAGCAGAAGAAGAGAGAUCAGAAUAAGACAGCGGCGCUGCGAUAUCGGCAGAGGAAAAGAGCCGAAUACGAUGCACUGGAUGAAGAGUGCCAGAGCCUGGAGGUCAGAAACAGAGAGCUGAAAGAAAAAUCAGAUUCCAUCGAAAGAGAAAUUCAGUAUGUAAAGGACCUACUUAUCGAGGUCUACAAGGCCAGGAGUCAGAGACUCCGGAAUAAUUAGAUCUCAGAUGCCAUAUCUGUACAACACUGUAGAAACUUUGAUUUAUUUAGAAUACUUUUUCUAUAAAUUUACAGGCUACAGACAGACAAUCUUAUACCUUCGUGAAAC